AUGAGCCACCACCUCAAAACAGGCAGGGGGAUGGGACUGCAGCCAGGCGCCUUCACCCAUCUCAACAAGCAACGACAAGUUUCCGGGCAAUUCAUGGAAGCUGACGAUGCUCCGGCACAAGUCAGCAUUGGCGAAAGAGACAUCAAAGAUCGUCUUCACGAAGCUUUGUACAAAAGAGCGACAAGACUCGACCGCCUCAGAGGGUUGAUUGUUGCCUGGGUAGACCACGGGUUCUUCAUCAUCGUUCCCAGAAAACACAAUGGCCGCCUUGUCGUUCGUUACCCUGCCCUGUCGGACCCUUUUACAGAAGCACACGCGACAGCUCGAUCACUCGCUUCGGGGAAGCCAACAUCCGAGAUACUGGGCACCGCCGUUUGUUCUACGCACUUCACCAUCCCUAUCAAUCACAGAGUCGUCACCGGGCCCCAGAUGAUCUUGAACCUGCUGGUUGCGAUGGACGAACUUUGCGAUCCCGAGGAUGGAUCACAACUCCAACCAUCAGUUCAUCAUGGGCGGUUCGCUGGCCUACCUUCCCCAAGCUCCAACUCAGCGCAUAGGAUGGCAUUGGUUGCAGUUCCUGGUGUCAAACAGAGCCACUCAUUCCCAGACGAAACAAGAUCUUUUAUUCUUUCUCGACAUCUUGACAACUGCCGCGACACUCGACCGAUCGACGAAACGAACCGCCGCUUUUAUACCCGGGAGAUUCGACAGUGGCCAUCUCAGUGGCGCAUCUGA
Messenger RNA from Fusarium verticillioides 7600, 735 nucleotides. RefSeq lists its product as hypothetical. The record is from RefSeq and is a predicted model, not a curated record. The transcript is spliced from 2 exons. The coding region runs from base 1 to 735 and encodes 244 amino acids. Lineage: Eukaryota; Fungi; Ascomycota; Sordariomycetes; Hypocreales; Nectriaceae.